Sparassis crispa is the source of this 1056-nucleotide messenger RNA. RefSeq lists its product with no specific name. Lineage: Eukaryota; Fungi; Basidiomycota; Agaricomycetes; Polyporales; Sparassidaceae. The transcript has 11 exons. Bases 1 to 1056 code for a protein of 351 amino acids. The record is from RefSeq and is a predicted model, not a curated record.
AUGCGUAAGGCCCUCAGGACAGCUCUUCUUAGCCCCAUCAUCGUGUCCUUCCUUGCGAUUUUUUGGAAGCUCUUCAAAUCCUCCAACGUGACGAAACUGCAGGCAGUUGCUGAGCCUGAAGUGAAGACAGACGUGCUAUACCUGCCAGAAAUGUCGGUUGCAUCCGUGUCCAGACAUGUUUUCAAGAAGGUGUUGGCCGUGGAGACACCUGAGGGUGAAGGAGCCCUCGUGCGACGUUCUAUCGGGUCGAUGAAGCUGAGAAACCUCACCCCCUUCCUCAUACUGGAUCAUUUCAGUAUAUCCCAAGGAGCUGGUUUUCCAGACCACCCGCAUCGCGGUCAGGCAACAGUGACAUACAUGCUUGAAGGCUCGAGUCGGCAUGAGGAUUCUGCUGGCCACAAGGGCACAAUCAAGACUGGUGGCGUUCAAUGGAUGUGCGCAGGUCGAGGAAUUAUGCAUGCCGAAAUGCCUGUACACAGUCCUGGUCAACCUGAUCCGCGCGGUCUCCAGCUAUGGGUCGACCUCCCAAAGCAAUACAAGAUGGUCGAACCUUCGUACCAGGAGCUGGAACCUGAUAAGAUUCCGACCGCUUACCCAGAAGGCACAGACGGGCCUGUAAAAAUCAAGGUCAUCAGUGGUAAGAGCCAUGGCGUUGAGUCGCCCGUACGACCCCUCGGAGGGUGCUGGUACUUCCAUCUCAUUUUCGACAAGAAGUCGUCCAUUUUCCAGAGCAUCCCGGCUGGGUGGACGGCUUUCAUCUACACUUUUAAGGGUUCCCUGAGUGUUGGCCCUGAUCCAGAGGCGCACGAAGCAUUCCACACGCUCGUUCUUUCGGCAGAAAGCGAGGAGACUGGUGUCCAAGUCACCGCGGCAGAAGAUAACACCGAGGCGGUUCUCAUCGCCGGAGAACCCCUCGACCAGACUGUCUUCCAAUACGGUCCAUUUGUGAUGACGAAUGAGGAGGAGAUCCGGUCGACUCUGCUCGAUUAUCGGAUGGGAAAGAACGGAUUCGAGAAGGCGCAUACAUGGAAGAGCAAGAUUGGCGGACGCCGGUGA